Molecule: messenger RNA, 812 nt
Organism: Cavia porcellus (domestic guinea pig)
Lineage: Eukaryota; Metazoa; Chordata; Mammalia; Rodentia; Caviidae
Gene: Med11
Product: mediator complex subunit 11
Exons: 3
Coding region: 109-462 (117 amino acids)
Biological process (GO): regulation of transcription by RNA polymerase II
Cellular component (GO): mediator complex
Molecular function (GO): transcription coregulator activity
Source: RefSeq, a predicted model, not a curated record
GCAUUCUGGGAGUUGUAGUGUACCUUUUACGCAGGCGCAAAGUGACAACUUUCCGAGACACAAGUCGCGCUCAUCAGAAGAAUAUCUCUUAAGUUUCUCAGAGGCACAAUGGCCACCUACAGCCUGGCGAAUGAGCGACUACGCGCCCUAGAAGACAUCGAAAGGGAAAUCGGCGCCAUCCUCCAGAAUGCAGGGACUGUGAUCCUGGAGCUGUCCAAGGAAAAAACCAACGAGCGACUCCUAGACCGGCAGGCGGCGGCCUUCACCGCCUCAGUGCAGCACGUGGAGGCGGAGCUGUCGGCUCAGAUCCGUUACCUCACUCAGGUGGCCACAGGGCAGCCGCAUGAGGGCUCCAGCUACUCUUCACGGAAGGACUGUCAGAUGGCUCUGAAGCGAGUGGACUAUGCCCGCCUCAAGCUCAGCGACGUUGCCCGAACCUGCGAGCAGAUGCUGGGGAGCUAAGCCACAGCAGUGGACCCAGAGAUUGGUGGGAGAUCAUGACCCACAGCUGGGAUAGAAUCUAGAGACCUGUAGAGUGGGGUGUGUGGACUGACACAUACGUGCCCUGCUGUUCAGAGUCAACUUGAACAAAGGGGCAAAGAUGACAAUGGAGAAACAAAUCGGAGCCUGUCCCCCCCCCCCCCCCCCGAGCCCUGGCUCCUUCAGCAGGGUGCUGGUGGUGCACACUUCACAAGCGCAGACAAGCACUGGACACCCAGUUACCCGACCCAUGACCAUCAUCACUCCUAACACGUACCCUGUCCUUUCUUGGCCCUUCCGAAAACUUUUUCCAAUAAACAUACAUUCUUCUA